AUGCAGUCUCUUCAAGCAAUUUGUGAGACACCGGAGUCAUUGUUUGAACAUUCAGGCGAGGAACUACUGCACUUGGUGCACAAGGAGUUUCCAGAGGAGUUCGAUCGCCUGCAGCGCGCAGACUCCAUCCGAGACGGCCCAUGGACACCUCCAAACACGCCGUCUCCAUCGUACAUUUUGUACAAGAAGAAUUAUGACGAAGUAAAUCGUACACUAUUGGGCGUUCUAGCUUUACGUUGGAUUCAUACAGGCCAAUAUGAGGUUUUCAUUGCUUCACAACCUGCCGACGCCAAGUUGACGAGAGCCUCGUUUGAUUGGAUUCGGGCAUUUUAUGCACAAAUAAUCAGUGAUCGGACUUCUCUUUUCACCUUGAUUACAUUGAUUAUCAUCCAUGAUCUGGGAAGGGAUCCAAAGAUGGCAUCUGAUUGCCGUGCGCAGACUGGGGUGGACAUCUCUACCCUCAAUCACGAUGCGAUUCUGCUUGAAGCCUGCAAAGCCAGUCUGGUCCCGAAGCUAGCCCUUCUUCCAGAUCAAGAUAGAGUUGACGCACUUCGUGGGAUCGAGCUUGGGGCCACUUUCAAUUUUGGUCAGUUGGCACAGGCAGAGAAUGUCCCGGCUUCUCUGACCGGUCUAUACAAGAUGCGAGGCCAUAAUCGCAGCUUCAGACUCCACUUUAUGAAGCAACUGCUUCAGGUUGCCGGAGAUGCGGGACACAUGGAUUGGAGCUGUGCGAAGAAACUUAUCCAGCCUGUAUUUGAUUCUUAUCGCAAUGUUUACGAUGCAUGCGAGGGUAUCAUUGCCGGUACCUUGACUGUUCGCAGCGGGUAUGACCUAGUACUGACUCGGCGAGCGGAGUUACUUCGUGAUCAGAACGUCCGGGUAUAUCAUGUAGAAGAUGUGUUGGAGGACCGCGCCUUGAUGCGAUUGCUUUGUAUGGUGAAUGUCACUAUGGCCGACGAGGCCUUCCUCUACGAAGGGGCUUGGCAGGCCUUAGAAGAUCCGAUCAGGGAGACUCUGGUGCGUGGGCUCAAUUUGGAUGGCAAGAGGAGUGAGGCUGCUGUUCAACCGACGUAUAUGUCCGUUCUUCUCGGGCUUGUCAAAGACGAAAACGCGUUGGUCUGUAUAUUCCGCUAUCUUGCUCAGAUACUGAGUGCUACCGAGGUGGGGGAUCCUGUGGCUGUGGUGAUUGAGCGCAGUGUUUACACAGUACUCAAACAAGUCAUUGAAAGUAAAGAGUUCAAGAAUGAUCCGUCUAUCUUGGAGAUGGUCGAUGUGCCUGCUGGCGUGGUGCUUCUCACCACUGCAUCACUUUGA
This is a messenger RNA of Penicillium salamii, 1314 nucleotides long. The record is from the annotation of a GenBank genome assembly. NCBI's taxonomy places the organism in Eukaryota, Fungi, Ascomycota, Eurotiomycetes, Eurotiales, Aspergillaceae.